Molecule: messenger RNA, 1290 nt
Organism: Lathyrus sativus (Indian pea)
Lineage: Eukaryota; Viridiplantae; Streptophyta; Magnoliopsida; Fabales; Fabaceae
Source: the annotation of a GenBank genome assembly
AUGCGCUCCAAAGACAGAAUCGCUUACUUUUACGACGGUGAUGCGGGUAGUGUUUACUUUGGGCCGAACCAUCCCAUGAAGCCUCACCGCCUUUGCAUGACUCACCAUCUUGUUCUCUCGUAUGAUCUUCAUAAGAAGAUGGAAAUUUAUCGCCCACACAAAGCUUAUCCUGUUGAGCUUGCCCAGUUUCAUUCCACUGAUUAUGUUGAGUUUUUGCACAGGAUUACACCUGACACUCAGCACUUGUUCUCAGAUGAACUGUCCAAAUAUAAUCUCGGAGAAGACUGCCCUGUAUUUGACAACUUAUUUGAAUUCUGUCAGAUUUAUGCUGGUGGAACUAUAGAUGCAGCAUGUCGACUGAAUAACCAUUUGUGUGAUAUUGCUAUAAACUGGGCCGGUGGACUACAUCAUGCCAAGAAAUGUGAAGCCUCUGGAUUUUGCUACAUCAAUGACUUGGUUUUAGGGAUCUUAGAGCUUCUUAAAUUUCAUCCCCGUGUUUUAUAUAUUGAUAUAGAUGUGCACCAUGGAGAUGGUGUAGAAGAAGCCUUCUACUUUACUGACAGGGUGAUGACUGUCAGUUUUCAUAAGUAUGGAGAUAUGUUCUUUCCAGGAACUGGUGAUGCUAAGGAAAUAGGAGAAAGAGAAGGGAAGUUUUAUGCAAUAAAUGUCCCGCUCAAGGAUGGAAUUGAUGACUCUAGCUUCACUAGACUUUUCAAGACUAUUAUUUCCAAAGUAGUUGAAACAUAUCAACCUGGUGCAAUAGUUCUCCAGUGUGGAGCAGAUUCACUUGCUGGAGAUCGUUUGGGUUGCUUCAAUCUCUCUAUUGAUGGCCAUGCUGAGUGUGUUAGAUUCGUGAAGAGAUUUAAUUUGCCCUUACUGGUCACUGGAGGCGGGGGAUACACAAAAGAAAAUGUUGCUCGAUGUUGGGCAGUUGAAACUGGAGUUCUUCUAGAUACAGAGCUUCCAAAUGAGAUUCCAGAGAAUGAUUAUAUUAAAUAUUUUGGACCAGACUUCUCAUUGAAGAUUCCAAAUGGGCACAUAGAAAAUUUAAACAGCAAAUCAUAUCUUAGCACAAUAAAAAUGCAAGUCUUGGAAAAUCUACGCUGCAUACAACAUGCACCGAGUGUGCAAAUGCAAGAGGUCCCACCUGACUUCUACAUUCCUGAUUUCAACGAAGAUUUGCAGAAUCCUGAUGAGCGCAUUGAUCAGCACACUCAAGACAAGCAGAUCCAGCGGGAUGAUGAAUAUUAUGAAGGUGACAACGAUAAUGAUCAUCAAACGGAUCUUUGA